AUGUGUGACGAUGAUGUAGCAGCACUUGUUAUUGAUAAUGGUAGUGGAAUGACUAAAGCUGGUUUUGCUGGUGAUGAUGCACCACGUGCAGUAUUUCCAUCGAUUAUUGGCCGACCACGUCAUCAAGGUGUUAUGGUUGGUAUGGGACAAAAAGAUUCAUAUGUUGGUGACGAAGCACAAUCAAAACGUGGUAUAUUAACUUUAAGAUAUCCGGUUGAACGUGGCGUCAUUACGAACUGGGAUGAUAUGGAAAAACUAUGGCAUCAUACUUUUUAUAAUGAACUUCGUGUUGCGCCUGAAGAACAUCCUGUUUUUCUCACUGAACCACCAUUGAAUCCAAAAGCUAAUCGUGAAAAAAUGACACAAAUUAUGUUUGAAAAAUUUAAUACACCAGGAAAGAAGCACAAUUGA
This is a messenger RNA of Rotaria sp. Silwood1, 411 nucleotides long. The record is from the annotation of a GenBank genome assembly. Lineage: Eukaryota; Metazoa; Rotifera; Eurotatoria; Philodinida; Philodinidae.